This is a messenger RNA of Sphaeroforma arctica JP610, 976 nucleotides long. RefSeq names its product S-methyl-5'-thioadenosine phosphorylase. Lineage: Eukaryota; Ichthyosporea; Ichthyophonida. The transcript is spliced from 7 exons. Gene Ontology annotation, cellular component: cytosol. Gene Ontology annotation, biological process: nucleoside metabolic process. Gene Ontology annotation, molecular function: S-methyl-5-thioadenosine phosphorylase activity. Bases 1 to 852 code for a protein of 283 amino acids. The record is from RefSeq and is a predicted model, not a curated record.
AUGUAUGUUGGCAUCAUCGGUGGCACCGGUCUAGAUGAUCCUGAUUUCCUAGCAGAUCGUGAGGAGAAAUAUGUCGACACUCCUUUCGGAAAGCCAUCGGACGCUCUCAUCAUCGGCAAAAUCGGAGGCGUUGACUGUGUACUGCUGGCACGUCACGAUCGCGCACACACCACCUAUCCAUCCAACAUCAACUUCAGAGCCAAUGUAUGGGCCUUGAAGCAAGAGGGGUGUACACACGUGGUGGUCUCAACUGCGUGUGGCUCGCUCAGAGAGGAGAUUGCACCCGGGCAUCUGGUAGUGCUGGACCAGGGUAUCGACCGUACUACCAAGCGCGCGUCAACGUUCUAUGAUAACUCUGCGGAGGGAAUCGAGGGAGUGUGUCACGUGCCCAUGGGUGAUCCCUUCCACCCCAGGCUACGUCAGGUGGUCAUCGACUGCAUGAAAGAUCUGGACAUCACACAUCACACUAAAGGCACAAUGGUGUCUAUUGAAGGGCCCCGUUUCUCCACUCGUGCGGAGUCUCUAAUGUUCCGUGCAUGGGGUGGCGACGUCAUCAACAUGACAACAUUCCCUGAGGUUGCGCUCGCAAAGGAGGCUGGUAUAAUGUACGCUUCAGUUGCCGCAGCCACUGACUACGAUUGCUGGCACGAAAGUGAAGAACAGGUCAACGUCAUGAUGGUCCUCAAGACCAUGAAGAACAACGCAACGAAUCUGCAGAAACUAUUUUUAGAACUUGUGCCCCGGAUCGGCAAGAUGGACUGGACGGAUGACAUCACUGAAGCGCGUGACACUGUGCAGAAUGCGGUUAUGCUGCCACGUGCUAUUGAGCAGGCUUUCGAAAGCAUAGAGUGAUGGAUGUUUGAUGCACUGAUCGGAAAUAAGGAAUAGUAGUAGUAGUUGUUGUAGUAGUAUGCCACACAUUAGUUUAAAACAGCAUAGAAAACUAUAAAUGGCUGAGAACGACAUAUUGGAGCGA